AUGCCCGCGCUGCGUCCAAUCGGAGAGGAGGAAGGCGGAGCUUCGCCUUCACUUCCGUCAAUAUUUGCAGCAGUGCACCGAGAAGACCAAGCAGACACGACAAAUAGACAAACAAAGGAAUUGUCAUCCCUUGUCGAGGUUCUUUCUAACACUUGUCAUCGCGUUCCGACCUCCAGUGCCCUCUGUUCCACCCCCGGCCCGUGCUAGGAUGCCUUUCUUGGGCAAGGACUGGAGGUCGCCAGGAUGGAGCUGGACCAAGACGGAGCACGGCUGGAAAAGGAUCAUCUUCUACGGCCACGACAUGGACCGCAUCCACCGAGAGAUCGAAUUCACGUGCGACGACAAAGAAAAUCUGUUCGUGCGGGACAUUUGUGAACUCGCCAGCGUGAAAAGGAGAAAGGACUUCUACAACCACAACACCAAAUCCCAGUUUGUUUUCCGGGACAAAUGGAUCUACGUGCAGAAAGAGAGCACAAAAGAGCGUCAUGGAUAUUGCACGCUUGGCGAAGCGCUGAAUCGCUUGGACUUCUCCAGCGCCAUCCACGACUUGAGGAGGUUCAACUACGUGGCAAAACUGUUCCAGCUGAUAGCCAGAUCCCAGCUGGCGUCCUUGAGCGGAGCCGCCCAGAAAAACUAUUUCAACAUUCUAGAGAAGAUCGUACGAAAGGUGGUGGAGGACCACUACAAUCCGCGGCUGGUCAAGGAGCUCCUGCAGGAUCUGAGCGCGACGCUGCACAGUCUGACCCUGCACGUGGGCCGAUGCGUGCUGGUGGGCAACGUCAACGUCUGGCUGCGCCGACUGGAGAACAUCCUCAAGUGGCAGCGGCAGCUCAACGACCUGCAGAUCCCCAAGCAAAUGUGCUCGGGCACGUCCUUCAGCGACCUGCCGCUCUACAUGCACAACAAGAUCCUGUACAACCUCUCCGAUGCCUGUGACAUCAUCAACCUGGGACAGGCCACGCCCACGCUGCACAUCCUCAGCGAGAACCGGACGCUGUGGAAGCGGCUGUGCCAUUUCCACUUCUCGGACAAGCAGCACGUCUCUCGGAAUGUGGUCCUGCCCAAAAGCGACAGCCUGGACUGGAAGUUGAUGUACUUCGCCCUGCAGAAGCGUUUCCCCAUGAAGGAGCAGUACGGCGACACCUUGCACUUCUGCAAGCACUGUAGCGUCCUCUUCUGGAAGGACUGCGGCCACCCGUGCACCGCCAACGACCCGGACGGCUGCCUCGUGCCAAUCUCCCCGCAGCACUUCAUCGACCUUUUCAGGUUCUAGAUGUUUCCUUUCCUCCCGUAGGCUCGCACAUGCGAUGGGACAUCCUAACGUUGUUUACCUUCGAUAGAAAAGGGCUCGAAAGGUGGCGCAUUCCGACAACGUGCAUCUCCGUCGCGCACAGCCGUCACCGCGGUGACAGGGAAAAAUCGAUACCAAAUAGUAUCGUGCUGAUUUUUGCACAAAUAAGGUCAAAUACUGUAUAUAAAUAUACAAAGUGUAAAGUGAGUUUUAGCAUGUGGCUAAAUGGUGAAAAGUAUAUUGUAUUUUUAAGGAAGUUUACGGCGGCUGUUUUUCAAAUUGAUCGGUUAAUCGCUGAUCACGCCCACUCCUGAGUUCGGUGCUCGUAAUCGUAAUUUUCUCAUUUCGCAUUAACCGGACGUGUACGUCUGUUUAUGUUUUUGAGUGUUUGUCAGUCCUCAUUAAGAGUUUUUCCAAAUGUAAAGUUUUAUUUAUAUGCUCUGGGGAACUUUUGUAUCCGUCUCCCAAACUUUUUUUUUUACAAUAUUCAUUCCUGUUCCGCGAGUUGCCA
Molecule: messenger RNA, 1802 nt
Organism: Syngnathoides biaculeatus (alligator pipefish)
Lineage: Eukaryota; Metazoa; Chordata; Actinopteri; Syngnathiformes; Syngnathidae
Gene: fbxo25
Product: F-box protein 25
Exons: 10
Coding region: 209-1273 (354 amino acids)
Biological process (GO): protein ubiquitination
Cellular component (GO): cytoplasm; nucleus; SCF ubiquitin ligase complex
Molecular function (GO): protein binding
Source: RefSeq, a predicted model, not a curated record